Messenger RNA from Branchiostoma floridae (Florida lancelet), 2694 nucleotides. RefSeq lists its product as uncharacterized. The coding region runs from base 1 to 828 and encodes 275 amino acids. The record is from RefSeq and is a predicted model, not a curated record. NCBI's taxonomy places the organism in Eukaryota, Metazoa, Chordata, Leptocardii, Amphioxiformes, Branchiostomatidae. The transcript has 5 exons.
AUGGCACGCGUGAUCCUGGGAAUCGCUGCUCUCCUCUGCGCCGUUUGGGGCCACCACCCUGCAGCAGCAGUAUGGUCCGAGUGGAAACCUGCGGGUAACGACCACUACCACGACCACGACCAUGGCCACCUGACGUGUGAAGCCGAAGUCCAGGCUCUGAAGGCGCAAGUGGCCACUCUUCAGUACCAGCUAAGCCAGCUGAGUCACGGGGGCCACGGGGGCAUACCCGGGCCCGCACCGUAUCCAGGUGGGAGUUGUUCCUGGAGAAUGGUCUUCAAGAUCGUUGCGGGGGCGCCAGGGAGCAGCUACGGCAUCUGGAAAUCCCGAGGUGGUCACGGUGACCAGGUACACCCGAGCCUGACCGGACACAGCCACUACCGCAGCCCGGACCUCGAUCGGUGGUCGUCACUCCACGUCACCAAGGUAAAGGUGACUCUGGUGGUGCAGCACCAGCAUACCCGUGACAUUAUCUUUAACGCCCACGGCUGUGACAUGGACAACUGGUUCACCAAGGACCGCCUCCUCUCCUCGCCUUGGACCGACCUCAAGACCGCACCCACCAACUUCUUCUCCAUUCGGGGUGACAAUCAAUAUAACAGGCGUUUCUUCAUCCACCGUAGCUACGGAGGCUGUGCGAAUGACCGGGGAUGGCUGAUCGUCCUUGAUCCUGGAGCUGAGUGUCCUUGGGAGAAAAGGGUGAAGAGCAGGGGAAACAACCAAAUCCUGUUCUCCAGGAAGGCCGACAGCGUUCAGUACGAGCGAGACUGGGGAAAUGUUGGGCAGGCGGACGCCCUGGCGAUCUACAUCCAGUCCUGUUCAGGCUAUUGAAAGCCUCGUACGCAAAGUGAACAACAUGCAUAAGGUGGGUUCACACGUGCGUAUGUGUUCAAGACCGUAUGAGAUCCGUAUGGAGUUCUCGGCCUCUACUUGGCUCCACAGGUGACAGUAAAAACUGUAGAAAUGGCACAAAUAAAGAUGCUUAACAUGCCAAAGGACUUAGCUGGCCGGGAAGUAUGGUUUGCGACCCAGCUAACGCGUCCCGGUCAGCUAACGCGUCGGGCUUCUUACCUGUCUAUAUGUGUUCUAUUAUUUUUCCAGCAACCUGUGGAGCCUGGUAGAGGCUAAGACUUCCAUGCGGACCUCAAACGGACUUCAAUAUAUACAUAUACGCACGUGUGAACCCACCUAGGGCUGUAAUAGUGCUUAACUGUGGACUCCAAGCGCUUUAAAAAAGCUGACAUUGAAAAAAAAAAUUUCUGAAAGAAAAGUCUUCGGAUAUAUCUUCUUCCUGUGUUUUGGUUAAAACAAAGAACAGUGGUAACGUUACAACCCUUAUAGGGUUGCUCAACUUUGGGGAUUUUUUUCGAUGAUUAAUUUUUUUUCUUUCAGUGUCUUUAUUUGUUGGACGUUAGAAAUGGGGAUACGUAGUGAAUGACUAAAUAGCAUAUAAGCUGCUACAGUUGGCCAUUGCGAUAUUUACUCUAUUAUUAUACUAGACCUGGAACUUAGUAAAUAGAACAAUAGAACCGAUCAACGGAGCAUACUUGUGUGCCACAUGCACGUCAAAGACAACAAUAUUAGCAUUUGCUACUAUGAAAGAUCAUCUGCGAUGCAAGAAUACUAAUUUGAAGAUCUCUGCAAUAAGGGUGCAAGUUGUUUAGGGCUGCGAUAAAAAGGAUACUGCUAUCAAGCAGUUUGCAGUUUAUAAAGGGGUGUUUUAUCACAUAAUGCAUACUCACUAACUCACCCAGUUCCACAGCGAGUAGCAGUAGGAGAAGUCUGUCCACAAAGGGUCUCCACCAAUGGCAGUCAUCAGCCGAUCUGGUACACUACAUAUCCUCACCUCACCUCACCUCACCUCACCUAUACCUUGACCUCUGUAUGGGUCGUUGGGGCACCAUGACUCCAUCCACUAUUCUUCUCCACCUGUCUCCGUCCCCUGCCGCUCUUAUGGCUUCUGCUAAACUCAACCCGGUCCUUUCUUUUAUGUUGUCUUCCCAUCGUUUCUUCUGUCUUCUUCUCUUCCGGCUUUCUGGGACUGCCCCUUGUAUGGUUUUUGCUAGCCCAGACGUCCUUGCAGCAUGAUCAUUAAUAAAUGCUUAUAUAGUACAUAUACUAUAUACUCGUAAUAAGUAUGCAACUCCACCUGUAUGGGGAAUUAAACCCAACUGACAUUGCUCCCACUUUGUAGCAGUUCCUCUAAAUGUCAAUCAUCAUCAUUAUUGGUCCUUCCUAUUACGAAGUGAAGCUAGCAAAGUUUAUUCUCUAGAAUUGCUUGUCAAUCGUUGCUGAGAGAACUUCAUGUCCUUCUAAAUUAGCAUGACAUGAACUUCUAAUGUCAAUAAUGGCAAAGAAAAUUAGAGUCUUGCUCCAUAAAUUGAAUGUAACUGUAGUAUCUCCUUGACAAAGUAAUGCAUGUGUCCAGUGCUGAAGUAGCUUGAAAAUCUUAGAGGGGUCAACGCUUAUAAGGGAAAUAAAAUGCAGUUGUACCUGUUUUGUACUGAUCAUAACGAAAAACAAGAUUUCGAUCCUCUGACAAUACCUUUAAGCUGGAUAUUUCAACACUCAAUGACAGGAGUCGGAGUUAUAAUCAUGAUGAUGAUUGCUGACAAGCAACUUUUGAAGCAAGUUCAAUGCGACAUCUGAUACGAUCUUGCCUCCACUGUGUUUAAUCUGCCCUUGACGUUGUAUCAA